Molecule: messenger RNA, 2697 nt
Organism: Eublepharis macularius
Lineage: Eukaryota; Metazoa; Chordata; Lepidosauria; Squamata; Eublepharidae
Product: metabotropic glutamate receptor 6-like
Exons: 10
Coding region: 1-2697 (898 amino acids)
Biological process (GO): regulation of synaptic transmission, glutamatergic; G protein-coupled glutamate receptor signaling pathway
Cellular component (GO): membrane
Molecular function (GO): adenylate cyclase inhibiting G protein-coupled glutamate receptor activity
Source: RefSeq, a predicted model, not a curated record
AUGGACUCGGCCAGUUUCCCGUUCUUCUGGAUAUGCUCACUGUGGGUCUUGGGACCAAGUUGGAUUUGUGGCCAACAAGUUACACAGCCCCAGUCCAUCAGGAUAGAGGGGGACAUCACACUAGGUGGACUCUUCCCCGUGCAUGCCCGUGGCGCAGCUGGAGUGCCAUGUGGAGAAGUGAAGAAGGAAAAGGGGAUCCAUCGCAUGGAAGCCAUGCUCUACGCUCUGGACCAGAUCAACAGUGACCCCUACCUGCUUCCCAACAUGACCUUGGGGGCUCGCAUCCUGGAUACCUGCUCUCGCGACACCUACGCCUUGGAGCAGUCGCUGACUUUUGUCCAGGCUCUUAUCCAGAAGGACACCUCCGACGUGCGCUGCUCCAAUGGUGAGCCGCCCAUCAUCUCCAAGCCUGAGCGCGUGGUGGCCGUCAUUGGGGCCUCCGCCAGCUCUGUCUCCAUCAUGGUUGCUAACGUGCUCCGCCUUUUUGCUAUCCCCCAGAUCAGCUAUGCCUCUACCGCACCAGAGCUCAGCGACAGCAACCGCUAUGACUACUUCUCCCGCGUGGUGCCUCCCGACUCCUACCAGGCCCAAGCCAUGGUGGACAUAGUAAAGGCCCUGGGCUGGAAUUAUGUUUCUACUCUAGCAUCUGAGGGAAACUACGGCGAGAGUGGCGUUGACGCCUUUGUGCAGAUCUCCCGGGAGGCUGGUGGAGUCUGCAUUGCCCAGUCCAUCAAGAUCCCGCGAGAACCCAAGCCGGGCGAGUUUGACAAACUCAUCAAGCGCUUGAUGGAGACCCCCAAUGCCCGUGGUAUCAUCAUCUUCGCAAACGAAGACGACAUCAAGCGAGUGUUGGAAGCUGCGCGCCGCGCCAACUUAACCGGGCAGUUCCUGUGGGUGGGUUCAGACAGCUGGGGCUCCAAGGUCUCCCCUAUUCUGAAGCUGGAGGACGUAGCUGAGGGAGCUGUGACCAUCUUACCCAAACGAGCCUCAAUUGAAGGUUUCGACCAGUACUUUACCACGCGCUCUCUAGAGAACAACCGACGCAACAUCUGGUUUGCCGAAUACUGGGAAGAGGAUUUCAAGUGCAAACUGACCCGGCCGGGGUUGCAACCUGAUGAGGAGGUGCGGAAAUGCACAGGGGAAGAGCGGAUUGGACGUGAUUCAACAUAUGAGCAGGAGGGAAAGGUGCAAUUUGUCAUCGAUGCUGUCUAUGCCAUGGCCCACGCUUUACACAACAUGCAAAUGGAACUCUGUCCGGGCCAGAUUGGGGUGUGCGACAAGAUGGAUCCCAUUCACGGACGCACGCUGCUGCACUACAUCCUCUCUGUCAACUUCAAUGGCAGUGCCGGGACACCCGUGAUGUUCAAUGAGAACGGAGACGCACCUGGACGCUAUGACAUUUUCCAGUAUCAGCUCACCAACACCACAAACCCCGGGUACAAAGCCAUUGGGCAGUGGACAGAAUAUCUCCGUCUGAAUAUCGAGGACAUGCAAUGGUCUGGCGGCCAGAAAGAGAUCCCCAGUUCAGUGUGCAGCCUUCCCUGUAAUUCGGGCGAACGGAAGAAAAUGGUAAAGGGGGUAUCCUGCUGUUGGCACUGCGAGUUGUGUGACGGCUACCAGUACCAGCUGGACGAGUUCACCUGCGAAAUGUGCCCCUUUGACAUGAGGCCCAACCCCAACCGCACGGCGUGUCGUCCGACGCCCAUCGUCAAGCUUGAAUGGAGCUCGCCCUGGGCCGUUCUGCCUAUCUUCUUAGCCAUUCUGGGCAUUCUCGGUACUGUUUUUAUUGUCAUCACCUUCAUCCGAUUCAAUGACACACCCAUCGUCCGGGCCUCGGGUCGCGAGCUGAGCUAUGUCCUCCUCACUGGGAUUUUCCUUAUCUACACCAUCACUUUUUUGAUGAUCGCCGAGCCCGGAGUCACCGUCUGCGCCUUCCGACGGCUCUUCCUGGGCUUGGGUAUGGCCAUCAGCUAUUCCGCCCUGUUGACCAAAACCAACCGGAUCUACCGGAUCUUCGAACAAGGCAAGAAGUCGGUGACCCCGCCCAAAUUCAUCAGCCCGACCUCUCAGCUGGUCAUCACUUUCAGCCUCAUGUCCGUGCAGAUCGUCAGCGUGAUCAUCUGGCUAGGGGUGCAACCCCCUCACAGCAUCAUCGACUACGAAGAGCAGCGUACGCCCAACCCCGAAUUUGCUCAGGGGGUGCUCAAAUGCGACAUGUCGGACUUGUCCAUUAUCUGCUGCCUCAGCUACAGCAUCCUCUUGAUGGUCACCUGCACUGUCUAUGCUAUCAAGGCUCGAGGCGUGCCUGAGAACUUCAACGAGGCCAAGCCGAUAGGCUUCACCAUGUACACAACCUGCAUCGUUUGGCUGGCCUUCGUGCCCAUCUUCUUCGGCACUGCCCAAUCAGCAGAGAAGAUAUACAUUCAGACGACAACGCUAACGGUUUCCAUGAGCCUGAGUGCUUCGGUGUCCCUUGGGAUGCUCUACGUGCCCAAGGUGUACAUCAUCAUCUUCCACCCAGAGCAGAACGUCCAGAAGCGCAAGCGCAGCUUCAAAGCAGCAGCCACGGCAGUCAACGCCUCCACAAGACUAUCACAGAAAGGUGCCCAGAACGGGGAGAGCAAAGACGAGAAGCCGGACAGCCUCCCGAAGGUGAUGUACAUCAGCUACACAGAACUAACAAUGGUGCCCACAUGA